This is a messenger RNA of Phaedon cochleariae (mustard beetle), 1383 nucleotides long. The record is from the annotation of a GenBank genome assembly. NCBI's taxonomy places the organism in Eukaryota, Metazoa, Arthropoda, Insecta, Coleoptera, Chrysomelidae.
GUCGGUCAAACGUCAAAAAGUAGGUCAAUAUUUUACAUUUUACCUUUCAAUACGUGUGCUCAUAUGUUUAGAAAUUUUAUAAGAUAUUUUAUUAGUCAAAGGUUCAACCAUGUAGUGAAUAUCAACUUGAAAUUCUCUUAUUUCUGAAGAUUCCAUUAAAAAAUACUCGAAACAACUGAACAUUUUAUCCUAGGUAUAUGAAAAGGAGAAUGGUUUGAAAAGUGAAAUAUGGCUGAAAAAUUAGGUUUAGGAAAUGAAAUAAGAGAAUUGAAAAUUGGACAGAGCUUUACGAAUCCAAAAUCAAAAGCUUUUCAUACCCUAAAAUAUGACUUCAAACCAGCAUCUGUAGAUACCAGCAAAAAAGCAAAUGUUGAAGUUCCUGGAGUCAAUCAAGUUACUGUUACAGUCCCUCAUUUAGAUGGGGCAGGCAUUCCUCAGACAGUAUUUAAAGGUUCCCAGAAGCCAUAUACUAAAGAAUGUGUCCUCAUAAUAGAUAGGGUAACAGGAGAAAUUACAUUAGAAAAAUUAAGCUGCAAUAUUCAAGUGAAGAAAACUAGGAGUGAAUAUAAUAAACCAAAUGUCUCUAAAGGCGACAGGACGAGCCAGAGCGAAGGCCGGCCGCCGGGCAGCGCCAAAUCCAGCCCGCCGUUGCGGCAGCCGCAGCCGCAGCAGCGAGAGAACGCUGUCGGGCAUCGCGUGUCGCACAAAACGCGCGUGGCGAGCGGCAGCCGACGCGCCGACCGCCACAUCACCCACCUCGUGCCCAAGCACUCGCCGCUGCACGCCAGUCCGACCAGCAACUGCUCGCCGGCGCAGGCGCAGCACAACUCGCUGCCGCCGCCUUCCAAUAACGAAUUACAUAAUCAGAGCACUCUUGCCAGCCUCCCGAUGAUAGGCAUGGACGACUUCUCUGAUAUGAGGCCAUCCUCUCGAAAUGCUCAUCCACCAAAUUCGCACAGUUCGCGCAGCACCUCACAGCUUCCGACGCAACAGAAGCGACCCACUCCCCCCUCUCUACCUCCUCCCAAGAUUGACAACAACGGCGUAGGGGAGAUCACGGAUAGCUCCUCAUCGAGUAGCAGUAGCGAUUCCGAAUCCGACGGUGAAGCUACAUUAACGAAUAAAAGUUUGCCAUCUGCCAAAAUGAAUGGGUACAGUAAUGGCAAUUCCGGCCCUGUGAAAAUUGAUACGGGCGUGCUCAAUGACGAUUUGUGCCUCUCUGAAAGUGGGUCUGACUCGGACUGAUCUGUUUUAAGGGUUCUUCCCGUUUUGUCCUGUGUAAUUUUGUGAAUACGACGAAAUGGCAAAGUUUAUAUGGUAAUGAAAUGUUUGUAAGAAAAUUAUAUAUUGUGUAUUAUAUUUACAGAAAUACAUACCUACUGC